AUGAAGCGAUCUGCACUUAUUUCUCUCAUCCCCGCCUUCUUGGCUACUGCUUCUCCUGUCCCUCAAGCUUCUGAAGCUGCUGGUUCUUGCGGCGUUGCUGAGGUUGACGAGCUCGUUGGAUACGGAGCAAAUACCACCGGAGGAUCUGGUGAUCCCGUCACCGUCACUUCUUGCUCAGAGCUCACGUCUGCUCUCUCCAACGGCGGUGUCAUUCACAUCGACGGCCAGCUUACUGGUUGCGACAUCAUGAACGUCAAGAGCGACACCACCAUACGUGGCGUUGGUUCCAGCUCUGGUCUCACUGACAGUGGUUUCCGCAUUAAGAAGGCCGAUAAUGUUAUCAUCCGUAACCUCGCCAUGAAGAACCCUCCCAAGGAAAUGGAUCUCAUCGAUAUUGAGACCUCUACCAACAUCUGGAUCGACCACAACGAGUUCUCCGCUAAGGGCAUCACCGGUGACAAGGACUUCUACGACGGUCUCCUUGACGCCAAGCGCGGCUCCGAUUUCCUCACCUUCUCAUGGAACAAGUUCUCCGACCACUGGAAGGCUAGUCUCAUCGGCCACAGCGACAGCAACGGUGAUCAGGACACCGGCAAGCUCCAUGUUACUUAUCACCACAACUACUGGAGCAACGUCAACAGCCGUGCUCCCUCCAUUCGUUUCGGAACUGCACAUAUUUACAGCAGCUGCUACGAGGAUCUUCCCACCUCUGGAGUCAACUCUCGAAUGGGCGCUCAAGUUCUCGUGGAGAGCACUGCUUUUGUUAACGUUAAGCGACCUAUUGUCACCAACCUUGACUCUAAGGAGGAUGGAUUCGCUAUUGAGAAGGACAACCUUUUCGAGAAUAGCGAGACGAAAAUUACGCAGGAGAAGGAUUUCGUUCCUCCUUAUGAUUACACCACCGACUCUGCGGAUUGUAUCUGUGACUAUCUCAAGGAGAAGGCUGGUACCGGUGUUAUCAACGUCUAA
Molecule: messenger RNA, 969 nt
Organism: Fusarium musae
Lineage: Eukaryota; Fungi; Ascomycota; Sordariomycetes; Hypocreales; Nectriaceae
Exons: 1
Coding region: 1-969 (322 amino acids)
Molecular function (GO): pectate lyase activity
Source: RefSeq, a predicted model, not a curated record